This is a messenger RNA of Darwinula stevensoni, 5151 nucleotides long. The record is from the annotation of a GenBank genome assembly. Lineage: Eukaryota; Metazoa; Arthropoda; Ostracoda; Podocopida; Darwinulidae.
UGUCAGACUAUGGCAACUGGUGGCAAGUAUAACCUGAAGUGGAAUUCCCACCAUGCCGAGACCUUCAGCAGCUUCGACGCCCUCCGAAGCAGGGAAAGGCUCGUGGACGUCAUACUCUCGUGCGAGGGCCAGUCCAUAAAGGCACACAAGUUGGUGCUCUGUGCCGGAUCGGGGUAUUUCGAGCGCGUGCUGCAGCGCGACGCGAAUCACAACCCUGUGAUGUAUUUCUUUGGUGUGGAUGCCCAUCUCCUGAAGUUCCUCCUGGACUUCAUGUACCUCGGGGAAGUGGACGUCCCCUCGGUGGACCUGGAGAAGUUCAUCGAGCUUGCAGAGGCCCUGGAAGUGAAGGGGUUGAAAGGUGACCGCCCCAAGGCCCCGUGCAGCUCAGGUGCACCCACGGUCCCCACCUCGGGUCCGCAAGAUGCUCUGGCCCACAAGCGCAACGCCACCUGGAUGUCAUAUGACAAGAACUCCAAGUUUCCAAAGACCUCAUACCAUAGCUUCCAUCCACCUGCCAGUCCCCGUGUUGUGUCUCGAAGUACGCUUGGAAUGGCCUCCUCAUCAAGGAUGAUGCCUCAAUCUCAGGAUGCAGUGAUGACCCAGUCACCCAUGACCACUGCCUUGAGUUCUAUGCCUGGUCCUAGUGGCAGUCCUGCCAAGGAAGAGCCUGUUGUCAAAGAAGAAAUUGUGGAUGUGGAAGAGGAUUUCCUGCAGGACGAGCAAUGUGAACAGCCAGAGGAGCAGCGAGAAUGGGACGAGGAUGGAGAGGCCUCAUAUUAUCAGGAGGGCGAGGAGGGACCACUGAACAGCCAGGAGUUCCCUCCAAGCAUCCCUCCUGAAAUAGAUCCUUCGACCAUCACAGUCACCUCCGACUAUGUGUGGAGUGGAUACACUGCAACCGGAAGAAAGUUGUGGUUUUGCAGUGCAUGCGGGUGCAAAAAUGGCCAGAAGAGUAACAUUACCAGACACGCUCUCAUCCACUCGGGAGAGAGGCCGUUCUCUUGCGUCGAAUGUGGUAAGACCUUCAACCGACGCGACACCCUCGUAGUGCACAGGCUGACAUGCCAGCAAGGUGAACUGAGACCACAUGUUGCACGACUCAAUUCUAAUGGAAAGCUUGUCUCUUGUGCAGUGUGCAAUGAUGCAUUCAAGCUGAUGAAGAGCUCUGAUUGUCAGAACCUCUUUUACUCAGAGGAAAGUCGAUUCAAAUGCGACACCUGUGGCAAUGUAUUUCACCAGAAAGAUAAUCUGACUGCCCACAUAUGGCUAAAACAUUCAAAUGAACGGCCAUUCAAGUGCAGUGCAUGUGGGGAUUCAUUCAAGGGAGAACCAGAUUUAAGUCAUCAUGUCAACCAAAUUCAUCCCAUUGAUGAGGUAUUCAUAUGUGAACCAUGUGGAAAAGUUUUCAAGUCAAAGUUGAAGCUUCGGCGUCACAUGCUUGUACACAUGGAUGAAAAGCCAUUUAAGUGUGAAACCUGUGACAGUUCCUUUCGUCGCAGAGCUCAUCUGCGUAUCCAUCUACAGCGCAAACAUUCGAAUAAAAGACCAUUCAGGUGUGAUGUGUGUGGGAAUUCAUUCAAAGUAAAAACUGAUUUGAGGCUUCAUGUCAAGCAUGUUCAUUCCAAUGAAAAGCCAUUCAUAUGUGAACAAUGUGGAAAGGGGUUCAAAUUUAAGUUGAAGCUUCGUGAGCACUCAAUUGUACACACAGAUGAAAAGCCAUUCAAGUGUGAAACCUGUGGCAGUUCACAUCGCCGCAGAGCCGAUCUGCGUUUUCAUCUUCAGCGCAAGCAUUCAAACAAAAGGCCAUUCAAGUGUGAGGUGUGUGGGAAUUCUUUCAAAACAAAACCUGAUGUAUGGUUUCAUGUCAAGCAAGUUCAUUCCAUUGAAAAGCCAUUCGUAUGUGAACAAUGUGGAAAGGGAUUCAAAUUUAAGUUGAAGCUUCGACAGCACUCAGUUGUACACAUGGAUGAAAAGCCAUUCAAAUGUGAAACCUGUGGCAGUUCACAUCGCCGCAGAGCCGAUCUCGCAAGCAUUCCAGUGGAAGGCCAUUCAAGUGUGAUGUGUGUGGGAAUUCAUUCAAAGCAAAACCUGAUUUAUGGUAUCAUGUCAACCAAGUCCAUCCCACUGAGAAGCCAUUCGUAUGUGAACAAUGUGAAAAGAGAUUCAAGUCAAUGUUGGAGCUUCGACGUCACACUUGCACCUAAGGAUGAAAGGAAUUCAAGGGUGAAACCUGUAUCACUUCAUUUCAUCGCAAAAAUGAUUUGCGCAUCCAUCUACUAUGCAAACGUUCAAUUAAAAAACCAUUCAAGUGUGAUGAUUGUGCUAAAUCAAAGUUUUUUAAAAAUAUUCGAAGAUGGAGAACUGAGACCGCAUGUGGAAAAACUCAAUUCUGACGAAAAGCUUGUCUCUGAUGAGUGCAAUGAUGCAUUCAAGCUGAUGAAGAGCUCUGAUUGUCAGAACCUCUUGAACUCAGAGGAAAGACGAUUCAAAUGCGACACCUGUGGCAGUGUGUUUCACCAGAAAGAUAAUCUGACUGCCCACAUAUGGCUAAAACAUUCAAAUGAACGGCCAUUCAAGUGCAGUGCAUGUGGGGAUUCAUUCAAGGGAAAGCCUGAUUUAGGCCAUCAUGUCGACCAAGUCCAUCCCAUCGAGGAGACAUUCAUAUGUGAACCGUGUGGAAAGAGAUUCAAGUCAGAGUUGGCACUUCGACAGCACACAGUUGUACACGUGGAAGAAAAAGCAUUCAAGUGUGAUACUUGUGACAGUGCUUUUCGUUGGGAAGCUCAUCUGCGUAUCCAUCUACAGUGCAAGCAUUCAAAUAAGAGACCGUUCAAGUGUGGUGUGUGCAGGAAGUCAUUCAAAGUAAAGUCCGGUUUAAAACAGCAUGUCAAGCUAGUCCAUUCCAUUGAGAAGCCAGUCACAUGCGAUCAGUGUGGUAAGCAAUUCAAGAGAGAGGCAUAUCUUCGAUGCCACGCUCUUUUGCACACCGAUAAGAAGCCAUUCAAGUGUGAAACUUGCAGAAGUGCAUUUCAUCAAAAAAGUCAUCUGCAUCUCCAUCAGCAGCUCAAGCACUCAAAUGAAAGGCCGUUCAAGUGUGAAAAGUGUGGGAAGUCAUUCAAAGUAAAGCCUGGUUUAAAGCAGCACGUCAAGCAAGUCCAUUCCAUUGCUAAGCCCGUCACAUGUGAACAGUGUGGAAAGCAAUUCAAGAGUAAGGCCAAUCUUCGAUGCCACGCUCUUUUGCACACUGAUGAGAAGGCAUUAGAGUGUGAAACCUGUGGAAGUGCAUUUCAUCACAAAAGUACUCUUCACAUCCAUCAGCAGCUCAAACAUUCAAAUAAAAGGCCAUUCAAGUGUGAUGAGUGUGGGAAGUCAUUCAAAUUGAAGUCUGGCGUUGCCCAGCACGUGAAGCAUGUCCAUUCCACUCAGAAGCCACUCAUAUGUGAACAGUGUGGAAAAGGAUUCAACCAACAUAUCAACCAAGUCCAUUCCAUUGAGAAGCCAUUUGCAUGUGAAUCGUGUGGAAAGAGAUUCAAGUCAGAGUUGGCGCUUCGGCAGCACACAGUCGUAUUCAAGCACGAAAAAGCAUUCAAGCUUGAGACCUGUGGAAGUGGAUUUCAGCCGAAAGGCACUCGUCAUAACCAUCAGCAGCGCAAACACUCGAACGAAAGGCCAUUCAAGUGUGAUUGGUGUGGGAAGUCAUUCAAAGCGUUGGAUUCUUUAACACAGCACAUCAAUCAAGUUCAUUACUUUGUGAUGCCAUUUAUAUGUGAACAGUGUGGAAAUACAUUCACGUCAAUCGGGAAGCUUCAGCACCACGCUUCGGUGCACACACGCGAAAAGGCCUUCAGAUGUGAAGUCUGCGGCCAUGCAUUCCGUCGCAAGGCUCAUCUGCAUAAGCAUUUAAAGUGCAAACAUUCGAUUGUAAGGCCCUUAUUCAAGUGUGAUAGUUGUGGGAAAUCAUUCAAAAUAAAGACUGGCUUAGACCAGCACAUCAAGGAUGUCCAUUCCGUUCUGAAGCCGUUCGCGUGCGGACAGUGCGGAAAGGGAUUCAGGUCAAAGGGGGAGCUUCGACGCCACGCUCAAGUGCAUAUAGAUGAAAAGGCAAUCAAGAGUGAGCAAACGAGGAAGGAUGGGGGAAGAAAAAAGCAGGAUACACUUGAUUCAAAGAGGCCGUAUUGUUCUUUCAAAUGCAACUGCUGCAACGGUUUUUUCGAAUCAUUCAAAGAUGGAGAACGAAGACCGCAUGUGGCAAAAAUGAAUUCUGACGAAAAGCUUGUCUCCUGUGAUGAGUGCAGAGAAGCAUUCAAGCUGAUGAAGAACUCUGAAUGUCCCAGGCUCUUGCACUCGGAUGAAAGACGAUUCCAAUGCGACACCUGUGGCAGUGUAUAUCACCAGAAAGAUGAUCUGAAUGCCCAUAUAUGGUUAAAACAUUCAAAUGAAAGACCAUUCAUGUGUGGUGCAUGUGGGGAUUCAUUCGAAGUGAAACCUGAUUUAAGCCAUCAUAUCAACCAUGUCUAUUCCAAUGGGAAGCCAUUCAUAUAUGAACAGUGUGGAAAGGGAUUUAAGUCAAAGUUUGAACUUCGAGAGAAAGCAAUUGUACACAUGGAUGAAAAUGCAUUCAAAUGUGAAACUUGUGGCAGUGCAUUUCAUUGCAAAGCUUAUAUACGCAUCCAUCAGCGGCGUAAACAUUCGAAUGAAAGGCCAUUCAGAUGUGGUGUGUGCAGGGUUUCAUUCAAAGUAAAAGGUGAUUUACGCCAGCAUGUCAGGCACGUCCAUUCCCUUGAGAGACCAUUCAUCUGUGAAGAGUGUGGGAAAGGAUUCAAGUCCAAGUUCCAUCUUCGACGCCACACUCUAGUGCACACCGACGAGAAGGCGUUCGAGUGUGAAACCUGUGGCCGUGCAUUUCGUCAGAAAUUUACUCUGCAUAUCCAUCAGCUGCACAAACAUUCGAAUAAAAGGCCAUUCAAGUGCAAUGAGUGUGGGAAGUCAUUCAAGGGAAAGGCUUGUUUAAGACGGUACGUCAAGCACGUCCAUUCCAUUGAGAAGAUAUGUGAACAGUGUGGAAAUGAAUUCAAAUCAAAGGGGAAGCUUCGGCGCCACACUCUAGUGCACACAGAUGAAAAGGCAUGCAAGUGUGAAACCUGUGGCUGA